GUAAACAGUUAUGGCUUCCUCUGAAACGCAGCCUCGCUUCGGUCAAUCUGUGAAAGGGUUACUGUCGGAUAAGGUCACUUCUUGCAAUGGAGAUGUGAUCGCUUUAACUCGUCAAGUGGUAAAAGGAUCCCGGAGCCAAGAACUGCUUUGUCAGGCUGCUAGAAAUAUGGUAAUUCAAGAAGAUGCAAUUUUGCACUCUGAAGAUAGUCUACGGAAAAUGUCUAUUAUAACGACCCACUUGCAAUAUCAGCAAGAAGCCAUUCAAAAGAAUGUAGAACGCUCAAAAAACCUGCAGGACCAGCUGAAACACUUGAUGAAAUAAUGGAGCUGUGUGCAUACACAAGCCGCUGCCUCUGAUUUUUUAAUUGGCUUUCAACAGUAGAUCAAAAACUGUGAAACACACACUGCUCACAUUAUUUGAGACUGCCUGAGAUUUACUCCUAUUGCAAAGCAGUUACACUUUCAAAAGAUACAGACUUACCUCUUCCUGUCCUUUAUGACCUACUUUUGGGUGGCCAUUGCAAAACAGCUGCAAGACCUUCAAGUGAAGGCUUUUCUGUUAGAGAUUGUUUCCAGGGUUCAUAUUUGUCUUUUUGUAUUGGUUUAAAUACAACGUGCAAGAUUUGUUUUUUGUCUGAUUUUUAAGUGUUGAUUUGCUUAAGAAUAUUUACUUUUAGAUCUUGCUUAAAGAAAGGUCCCAUUCACUGUUUAACAAAUGUGUAAAAAAAAAAAAUUUUUGUUUCAAUGUGUAUGUCUUGUUUUAUGGUGUUUUUAUUGUGCCACAUUUAUUUGAAUAUACAAUGUUUGUAUGGAAUUUCACACAAAAACAUUUCUGCAUGAUUUGUCAGUUAAUUAAUGAAGGGUAUUUUUCUGUCAAAGCUUGAUUCAACUCCAUAAAUGUUAUGUGGACAAGUAAGACAAAUGGAAGUAUCCUGCCCUUUGGCAAGUGCAGCACAGGGAUUCAUAAUAAAGUGUAUCCCACAGGCAAUAUCAGCCGCUCCUCUGCAAGGGCAAGCAGAUGGAUGUCCUAGAGCGAGACCUUGAGCAUAAGUCCUCCGGCUACAAAGUUUUGAAUUAUGUCUGCAAGAUGUGCGCAUAGAUUUUUACAUGAGUCAAAAUAUAAGCAUGAGGAUAAAAGUCUACAAUUGAUUCAAUGUAACAUCAGAUGGAAACAAUUCAUUUAUAAUGUCUUUAUAAUUUCAUGUUUCCCUUGAUAAUAAUUAUAGACAAUGAUGAAAAGUAUUCAUGCACAAUUGUUGCAUUUGCAGCAGGUAGACGGCUAAUAAAGGCCGAGCAUUCAUUUUAAGUGCUUGAUAAGUGGGCUGACGUGCGGAGUCCAAUACCAUUCAUACUCACAAGAUCAUGGGAGCUAGUAUUGCAAACCUUGAGCUGAAAGAAUGUUCUGUACCUCCCUUUGUUCAACUUAUCAGUGCCCAAGGUUUCUAAUAAUGCACUCUUAUAACCCACAAUUAGGUGGUAAGAAAGCAUGUCCUGAGGUAGGCAUUAGUAUUACUCUUGUGUUUUUGUAAAAAGAUCAUGUCUUUUGACCUUAAACAUCCUGUGUGAAUCAUUCACAGCAAUCUCUCAGUGCAAUUGAUUUUUGGGGGGGAAUGAUUAUCUCCCCUUUUUCAGUUUGUAAAUCAAAUAGAUUUUUGUUGAUUAUUUUAGGUUUAGAAAGAUCAAUAUUAGUGACAGUUAUAUGGUGCCACUAAUCAAACACAUUUAUGUAAUUAUAUCUAAUGAUAAUACAUAAAAAUAUUUUAUUAUGAUAUUUUAUUAUUACUUCAAACCUGCAACAUCUUCAUGCACACAUUUUUUGCCACAUAAUGUAAUGUUCUGCACAGCUGAAUUUGAAUAUAAAACUAUAAGUACUAUAUUCGUAUGUAAUGUAUGCUCUGUACUGUAAGCCCAUAUCAUGACUUUAGUGAAUCCCAUUAUUUUAAAUACAUUAUAUUGCCCAAUGUGACAGCAUCAGAUAACAGUGUGCUGUGUUUCGUUUAGAAGGCUGUGUGCUAGGUGGGACGCGUCCUGUGAAAGCUGCAGUAUACCAAACGUCCUCCUUUAAACAAAUCUCGUUUUAACGAGACGGCCUUCGUAGGACAAACGGAAACGGAACUUAUCAUGGUUGCUAUGACAGCACGCCACUCUUUGGCUGUGUCUCGUUUGGAAGAAUGUGUCCUCCGUAGGUCGCAUUUGUCGGCCGCAAAAGUUACAUAUUUGAGGAUUGUUAUCUCAAAAAAUCAAUUUGAAUCCCAUUCUUCAGAAGACUAAAGCACAGUUGAUUCACUGGCUUUUGAGGGAUUUAUCCCUAAAAGGUUUAGUUUUGUUGUGUAAAUCUGAGGGACUGUCAAGAUUAGUCUUAUGCUGCCACUUCACUCGAUGUUUCUAAAGAUAUGUGUAUUGAUACUGCUUUAUUUCAAUUUCUUUGGAGAAACAAAACACAUUAUAUUAGGAAAUCUGUGAUAAUGAAUAUUUAUGAAUCGGGUGGGUUGAACUUCCUUGAUUUCUGUACUCUAAAUAAUAUUUUUAAAAUUAAUUGGAUUAGACAUUUAAUUCUAAAUCCAAAUUCUCUUUGGACUUUUAUACCCAGUUUUAUUUU
Molecule: messenger RNA, 2599 nt
Organism: Xyrauchen texanus (razorback sucker)
Lineage: Eukaryota; Metazoa; Chordata; Actinopteri; Cypriniformes; Catostomidae
Product: BLOC-1-related complex subunit 7
Exons: 5
Coding region: 11-322 (103 amino acids)
Cellular component (GO): BORC complex
Source: RefSeq, a predicted model, not a curated record